GUGGCAGGCCCGCACCGCUACGUAGACACUUCCAUUAAGGGAUAGACGAUAACAGUUUGGUUUUCUGUGGGUGGAGCGAUCGUAACUGGAAGACUUGAAAACUGCGAAAAUCCGGAUGACAGAGACUCAGCGAGCCUGAAGCGGCUUUGGGAUCCAGUCUCCCCAAGACGGAGUGACGCUUGGCAGGGAAAACAGAAGGAACAGGUGAAGCUCCCCAUACUGCUGGCCGAGGGCAGGAGCAAGAGGCGCUGGAGGGGUGUGUGCCGGGCCGGGGGGCACAGUCCUGACCUGACCGUGCGUCAGGAGGGAAGGCUGAGUCCUGCGCAGCUCCCAGGGCUGCCUGCCUGCUCAGCGCCACUCUCUGUGAUGUGAAUACUAAUGAUGCUGCAGGACUCUCCUCUGCUGCUGCCGCCGCUCCCGCUCGCUCCUCCGUGUGCAGAGGUCUGGUUAGUGGCAGAGCACACUGGGGGCUCACCAACUGGAGAGUCUUUGCCCGAUUUCAUCAUGUGAUCUACUGCUUGCCGUCAUAGAGGUUCUUAAAGGUACUGCUGUGUUGAGGAGCAGGUUUCUCCCCGUCAGCUGUAAUGGCUCUGCCAGGUGCCACCCCCCUGGACCUAAAGGGGCAGCAAAGGCCAGAGGAGGUCCCCUCCCGUAGUGCCUUGCAGCAGGCUAAUGGCAUGUGGUGGGAGAAGUGCUGGAAGACAGGAGUGGCGGUCGGCUGCCUCCUCAGUCUCUGCGUCUUCUCCCAGAUCAUGGGAGUGUGGAUCCUCUAUAUGCUCAAUGGAUACGGAGCUUUCCCUGCAGCACAUAAAGUGUUGGACCUCAUGCAGUACUUAUUAUCACCAAUUGGAGCACAAGGCUCACUGGAGGAAGAGACCAUACAGAAGGAACUCUGGAGAAUGGAAAGCUUGUGCCCCCUGCUGGCUACCCUUUUCAUCGGCAUUGUCAUCCUGGGUAUUGGGGUCCUUUACUGUCUCGGAGCCUUGGCGCCCAGCAGCAUCCCAGUAUUCCCAGAUGACCGGCGUCAGUCCAUGAGUCGGCAGCCGUCUUUCACGUACUCGGAGUGGACCGACCCACAGCAGGAGGACGUCUUCAGUGCCGACCCGGUGCCCGAGACCCCUGUCUUUGACUACUGCAUGGACAUAAAACCUGAAAGUGACCCAGCUACACUCACCGUCAAGUCAGUGGGCCUCCAGGAAAGGAGGGGCUCCAAUGUGUCUCUCACUCUGGACAUGUGCACUCCUGGCUCCACUGAACCCUACGCCGCAAUGCUGUCACCACGGGAACAGUCGACAAAGGAGUAUCUGCAGAAGGCAUCCAAUGUGCUCACAGCGGUGGAGCUUCAGAAGAGGGCCCUGGAUGACGCAGCGCUGCAGGCUGAGUUCUUUGAAACUCCAAUGAACUUUGUGGACCCGAAAGAAUACAACAUUCCCGGUGUGGUCAGGAAGAAUCGAUACAAGACCAUACUCCCAAAUACACACAGCAGAGUUUGCCUUAAAGCAACAGACCCUGACGAUUUCCUCAGCACCUACAUCAACGCUAAUUACAUGAGGGGUUAUGGAGGUGAAGAGAAGGCCUACAUUGCCACCCAGGGCCCCACGGUGAACACCAUCAGUGACUUCUGGAGAAUGGUGUGGCAGGAACAAUCACCCCUUGUUGUCAUGAUCACCAAUAUUGAGGAGAAAAAUGAGAAAUGUGCAGAGUAUUGGCCAGAGGAGCGUGUGACAUACGAGGGGAUUGAGAUCACUGUUGACCAGCUGAUCCAGGCAGAUGACUACAGCUUGAGGAUCUUCACUUUACAGUGCGGUGGCGAGAAACGCAGCCUCAGACAAUACUGGUACACAUCAUGGCCAGACCAGAAGACUCCAGACAAGGCCCCGCCCCUGCUGGAGCUUGUAAAGGAAGUAGAGGAAGCACGACAACAGGCCCCACCCAGAAGUGGCCCUGUUAUUGUUCAUUGCAGCGCAGGGAUCGGCCGAACAGGCUGCUUCAUUGCCACCUCCAUCCUCAGCAAACAGCUGAAGAAUGAGGGGGUGGUGGACAUAUUGAAGACGACCUGCCAGCUACGCCUGGAUAGAGGUGGCAUGAUCCAGACUUGCGAACAGUACCAGUUUGUGCACCAUGUCCUUAGUCUCUAUGAAAAGCAGCUAUCGUGUCCUGUGGAGGAAUAGUGAAUGUAUUCCCACCUUCCAGAACAAACCUCCAUAAAAACAGCAGCUACCCUGCUAGCACAGCAACUUCAGAUUUCACUACAUUUCAACAACCCCAAGAGGCCUUCAGAGACCAUUGGCACAGGUCUGAGGAAGGAACAGAUCUCAAACUGCUCUGCUGCCCACAGUGUUCUCAGAAAUGCAAGAGAAUCUCUUUUCUGUACACAAUCACCAAUGUGGAGUCUUCUGGGGUUUCUUGGUUUAAGAUGUCUUUGUUCAAGCACAACACUGCAAGAUACUUCCAGCCUGGAGUAGUAACGAGUUUCAGAAUGGGCUUAUAACUGUCAAUACUGCAUUGAAAUUUCAACCCGUAUUUUUUUUUGUACCAUGUUGUUAUAAAUCCGAUUGGUGAGAUGUUUUUUCUUACAAAGCUUGUAUUCCACCAUAUACAUUUUACCUGAUCUGGUACUGAUAGCAACAAUGACAAUAUUUAUCUUGACCUUAUUCUGUAGACGUUGCUACAAGAGUAGAUCAUCAAGAGUCAUCAGGGUGAAGAAUACAGGUGGUCUGUCGUCAUGUCAAGGCAGAACCGCAGAGCCAACAACAGCUUGUGCAAAACAAAGUAUUUUGUUAAAGUAUUUCUUUAACUGCAUGAUGAACCCCAUGGAAUACAUCUAAGUGUGAGUGGAUGUGUGUUUGUGUGUGUUUACCUGUGAAUUUCUGGGCUAACUGGCGAGGUCUUUCGGCUUCCUUUGUGCAGCACAAAUAAAGGAAGAGCGUGGCCUAUGAGAAUCACCUGUUACUGGGAACCCAAAGCCCUGGGACCCAACCUGCCAGCCUGGGCUUUAAGGACCAGCUGAGUUCUUGAAUGCCCCCUUCUCCCAUUGUAUGUAUCCUGCAUUUGGUAGCUAGGGUUCCCAUUUCACCAGCUAUGACUGGACAGCUUAAAAUGUACGAGGGGAUAGUAGGCUGGUUAAUUCAGCACAUCUCUUUUACGCAAUGGCCUUAUUCUACGUCCGUCUGAUUUGCUCUGUUCUACCAGAGAUGUACAACGUUUUGUCACUGUCAAUUUUAGCCUCCUUCUUUCAGGAGAAGGUGCCGACUCAGUCCCUGCACUGUUCUGGCCUGCUUGACAUGGGAGGGAGAGGCUCUCCCAUUGUGUGUCAAUUGCAAGCUCUGGGGUGAAACUGUGUUUAUUGGCCAGCCACUCAUGUGACUCCACAUUGUAUUCCAUAGAAAAUACAAGGCAGCUCAACUGGUUUGGAUGUGUCGAGGUUUGCAUUGCUUAUUCACAACAGCCCAAUCAAGUCUGACAGCAGUAAAUAAAUUGUGUGUGUAUCGUACUGUAUGUAUGAAUGUAUGUAUAUUGUUUUGUGGAUGUUCCACUGGACUCUUGAAUACCCAAGAUGCUGCAUCUUAAGUUUUCUAAGUAAUGAAAAUGCCGGUAUACUGUAUAUCUAGCUACUGUUAACCAUGUAUAUAUGAUCUUACUCAUCCACUCUUUGAUAGUCAUACAUGUCAACAAGUGACAUAUUUCGUAGGAAAAUCAUUAUGUGCGUCCAGCUCUCCUUUGUCUAAAGAGGCUAAUUUGCAUCCGACUAUCAAUCCAUUUCCUGUAGGAUGUGUAUUAUACAGCAAAAA
This is a messenger RNA of Brienomyrus brachyistius, 3791 nucleotides long. RefSeq names its product protein tyrosine phosphatase non-receptor type 5 (gene ptpn5). Lineage: Eukaryota; Metazoa; Chordata; Actinopteri; Osteoglossiformes; Mormyridae. The coding region runs from base 585 to 2171 and encodes 528 amino acids. Gene Ontology annotation, biological process: protein dephosphorylation. Gene Ontology annotation, molecular function: protein tyrosine phosphatase activity. The transcript is spliced from 15 exons. The record is from RefSeq and is a predicted model, not a curated record.